This is a messenger RNA of Periophthalmus magnuspinnatus, 1298 nucleotides long. It is a transcript of the gene gdap1l1, whose product is annotated as ganglioside induced differentiation associated protein 1-like 1. The record is from RefSeq and is a predicted model, not a curated record. Bases 1 to 1167 code for a protein of 388 amino acids. The transcript is spliced from 7 exons. Lineage: Eukaryota; Metazoa; Chordata; Actinopteri; Gobiiformes; Gobiidae.
AUGGCGUCUUCCAACCAUGUUACCCCCACCAACUGCAGCUGGUGGCCCAUCUCAGCCAUGGAGGAGGACGGCAAAGCGGCAGACGGAGAGGAGAGCGAGGAACCGGUGCACGAGCCCAAACCGUACAGCAAAGACCGUCUCGUGCUCUACCACUGGACGCAAUCUUUCGCCUCCCAGAAGGUGCGGUUGGUGAUCUGCGAGAAGGGCCUGGUUUGUGAGGAGCGUGACGUGAGCCUCCCUCUACAGGAGCACAAAGAGCCAUGGUUCAUGAGGCUGAACCUGGGGGAGGAGGUCCCAGUGUUUCUCCACGGAGACACCAUCAUCAGCGAAUAUAGCCACAUUAUCGACUACCUGGAGAACAACUUCACUGGAGGUACUGUACAUCGGAUUCUAUGCAAGACGCUUAACUCCUCGUCCCCAGUGACUGUGUACACUGAAUAUGUGUUGGCUCAGUUGAUCCCAGACUCCUCCUCUCCUCUGUUUGAGCGUGUGCAGCAGUACAGAACGCUGUUGGACGGGUUGCCCAUGGACGCGUACACUCACGGCUGUAUCCUGCACCCGGAGCUCACCACUGACUCCAUGAUUCCCAAGUACGCCACGGCAGAGAUACGGAGACAUUUGGCCAACGCUGCGACGGAGCUGAUGAAGCUGGACCAUGAGGAGCCUCAGCUCACAGAGCCGUAUCUGUCCAAGCAGAAGAAGCUCAUGGCCAAAAUUUUAGACCAUGACAACGUGAACUACCUGAAGAAAAUCCUGGGAGAGUUAGCCAUGGUUUUAGACCAAGUGGAAGCUGAGCUGGAGAAACGGAAAAUAGAAUAUCAAGAUGACAAGUACGAGCUGUGGCUAUGUGGACCUGAUUUUACUUUAGCUGAUAUUUGCCUUGGCGCCUUGUUGCACCGGCUCAAGUUUUUGGGACUCUCUAAGAAAUACUGGGAGGACGGCAGCAGACCCAACCUGCAAACGUUCUUCGUGCGCGUCCAAAAACGUUACGCCUUCCGAAAGGUCCUGGGCGACAUCCACACCACGCUACUCUCCGCCGUCCUGCCCAACGCCUUCCGCAUGGUCAAGAAGAAGCCGCCAUCUUUCUUCGGGGCGUCGUUCCUCAUGGGGUCACUAGGGGGCAUGGGCUACUUCGCUUACUGGUUUUUAAAAAAGAAGUACAUGUAGUGAACGGCCAGUCAUCGUGUUACAUGUCUGUGCAUAUUUGUGAUGUUUCAAUUUGAUUUUUUCUCUGUAACGUUUUAUGAGACUGCAGGAGAAAACGUAACUACAUCUAUAUAGAGGACACUAUUACUAUA